AUGACACAAGACGACGAAGCAUCUCAAUCCGGAUACGAAGAGGGCCUCGCUGGAGGACCAGGGGCUCCCACGCCGCUAUGGAGCUUGGAGGGCAUUUCUGGCAUCACAAAGCGCGACAUUCAGCUGUUUGUAGAUGGCGGAUACAACACUAUCGAGAGUGUGGCCUAUACUCCGAAGAAGGCACUGGAGACUCUCAAAGGCGUGUCGGAGCAAAAGGCUACCAAGCUCCUGACUGAGGCCUCCAAGCUUGUGCCUAUGGGGUUUACAACUGCCACGGAGAUGCACGCGCGAAGAUCCGAACUGAUUUCCAUAACUACCGGCUCGAAACAGCUUGACACCCUACUCGCCGGUGGAAUCGAAACCGGCAGUGUGACGGAGCUCUUUGGAGAGUUCAGAACGGGGAAGAGUCAAAUUUGCCACACACUUGCUGUUACAUGUCAACUACCAUUCGACAUGGGUGGUGGCGAGGGUAAAUGUCUCUACAUCGACACUGAAGGAACUUUCAGACCGGUCCGUCUCCUGUCGGUAGCCACGAGGUACGGUCUGAAUGGCGAAGAAGUUCUGGACAAUGUUGCGUACGCGCGCGCAUACAAUUCGGACCACCAACUUCAACUACUGAACCAGGCCGCGACGAUGAUGACAGAAACUCGGUUCUCCCUCCUCAUCGUCGACAGCGCUACCUCGCUCUACCGUACAGACUUCAUGGGUCGUGGAGAGCUCUCCAACCGGCAAACACAUCUCGCCAAGUUCAUGCGUAUUCUGCAGCGACUUGCCGACGAGUUUGGUAUCGCCGUGGUCAUUACCAACCAAGUUGUUGCACAGGUGGAUGGAGGUCCAUCGGCUAUGUUCAAUCCCGAUCCGAAGAAACCUAUCGGAGGAAACAUCAUUGCCCACGCCUCGACUACGCGAUUGUCACUGAAAAAAGGCAGAGGCGAAACGAGAAUAUGCAAGAUUUACGAUUCGCCAUGUUUGCCUGAAUCAGAUUGCAUGUUUGCAAUUACUGAGGAGGGCAUCAACGACCCGGCUCCUAAAGAUCUGGAGAAGGACUGA
Molecule: messenger RNA, 1050 nt
Organism: Ramularia collo-cygni
Lineage: Eukaryota; Fungi; Ascomycota; Dothideomycetes; Mycosphaerellales; Mycosphaerellaceae
Product: DNA repair protein RAD51
Exons: 4
Coding region: 1-1050 (349 amino acids)
Biological process (GO): DNA strand invasion; reciprocal meiotic recombination; double-strand break repair via homologous recombination
Cellular component (GO): condensed nuclear chromosome
Molecular function (GO): ATP-dependent DNA damage sensor activity; ATP binding; double-stranded DNA binding
Source: RefSeq, a predicted model, not a curated record